AUGCCGCGCCCUCGCGGUCGCCGUGGUGGCAAGAACAGGAAUAAGAGGGGCCGUGACUUUGAGCGUGAGCGGGCUCGCCCACCGAAGUCUCGACGUGCCGAUCUGGCAGCAGUGAGCUCUGAAUCCUCAGAAUCGGACAUGGAACCGCCAGCUGAAGAGCCGGCAGCUAGCUCCAGGCAUGUGCCGACUCCUCGCCCUAUUACCUUGUAUGCUAGGCCGGCUGAUUUGCCAGCGCACACUCCGGCCAGAGCGCCUGUGGAGGUGAGUGAUGAGGCUCCUGUGUCAGGUGGUUCAGCCUCCUCGAUUAUGCCGACUGGGGGGCGUGAUCAGAGAGCUGACUUCUCGCCCGAGGCACUUCGCCGUGAAUUGCCUCCUGAUGAGUUCUUGGCUUUAGCUUCUCUGAUGGGUAGGGACUACGCCACACCGACGCAGACUAGCUACCGCGGAGUGGCUUCUAAGUGGAUGGUUCCGCGGGCAACCGGAGUAUCUGCUAGGGCCGAGGACGCUGCUCCUGCUAGGGUGGCUUCUAUGGCUCGCACCUGGCCUGCCGGUGCGCUUGGGCCCAAAAUGAGCGUUGAUGCAUCUGCAGUACCCCCGCCGCGAGCCACGCCGGUCACAGUCACAGACUCUGCUGCUACAGCCUCCGAGGGAACGGACGAUGUGGUUAUGGUAUUGGGCGGAGUGGAGUACUUGCGUCCUCUGCCGAAACGGCGCCCGCAGUCUCAGCGUACACAUCAGCUGCCUCCACUCAUCUCUCCGCAGGAGAACGCAGAGAUAGAGGCAAGCAUGAAUCAAGGGGUUCGCUUGGGCAUCGCUGAUCUCGGCUCGAUGUUGCCUUCGGCCUCCUCUGAGCCUGUGGCGGAUCACAUCACAGACCACAACGCUUACGGGUCGAGCCAAGAGUCCAACAUUCAGGCACCGCGGACUCCACCAUUCCUGGAAGCAGAUUUACUGCUGAGGAUCGAGCUCAAAAACCAGGCAGCACAGAUGAUCCGUGACGGGGAGCUGAGCGCGGAUGGCUCGGGCACACCGCCUGACCCGCCGCAGGAUGCGGCUGCGCCGGCUGUGCCGGUCCUAUGCAGGCUCGUCAGCUUCACCGUCAGCUUCACCCCGCACCGCCUUGCACUGGCGACUGCUGGCACUUUGGAGGUGGAGCCUACUACAGGGGGCGAUGGCGCUCGGCGCAACAACUUGGUGCCGAAGCCCCGUCACCUUAAAAUCCUGACCUGGAAUGCCGGUGGUCUUGGGGGCAAGGAGGGCGCACUCUUUGAUGAAUUGCAGGUCUAUGCCAACACGCACCCCUUUGAUGUGUUGCUAGUCCAGGAGUCCAAGUGGACGUUCAGCAAUAUGUGGGAGGACCCUCGGUGGUUCUUUCUGCACUCAGGCUCGACCGCUCGCGACUUCAAGCAAGGUGGGGUUCUCAUCAUGUUGUCCAAGCGGAUUGUUGACCCGGGAUCUGUCCGGUUCGUUGAGCCCUUGCCGGGGCGUAUUCUGUGGGCACACUUCACGCACCGUGGGAGACCGAUCGACAUUCUCAACAUGUAUCAGCACACAUGGCGUGGCUCCGAAAGAGUAGCUCAGCUCCGACACCGUGCCCUAGAUGUGCUCACCAAAUCCGUCCAGGCAGUCUCGCUUCGCAGCGUUCUGAUCGUGGCAGGCGACUUCAAUGCCCAGUGUGACACCAGUCUGCCUCAU
Molecule: messenger RNA, 1695 nt
Organism: Symbiodinium sp. CCMP2592
Lineage: Eukaryota; Dinophyceae; Suessiales; Symbiodiniaceae
Source: the annotation of a GenBank genome assembly